Molecule: messenger RNA, 356 nt
Organism: Oryza brachyantha (malo sina)
Lineage: Eukaryota; Viridiplantae; Streptophyta; Magnoliopsida; Poales; Poaceae
Product: probable histone H2A.4
Exons: 2
Coding region: 24-356 (110 amino acids)
Cellular component (GO): nucleosome
Molecular function (GO): structural constituent of chromatin; DNA binding; protein heterodimerization activity
Source: RefSeq, a predicted model, not a curated record
GAAAGCUUGGGAGCUCACGAUCGAUGGAGGUGGGAGCGAAGGUGCCCAAGAAGGCCGGCGCCUGUGGCCGCCGCGGCGGCAGGCCAAAGAAGAAGCCGGUGUCCCGCUCCUUCAAGGCCGGGCUCCAGUUCCCCGUCAGCCGUAUUGGCCGUUACCUCAAGCAAGGGCGCUACUCCAAGCGCAUCGGCACUGGCGCGCCCGUCUACCUCGCCACAUGCACGCUCGUGCCCCCAUCGCUGUGUACCCCGGUGCUCGAGCUCGCAGGAAAGUGGCGCAACAACAAGAAGAACCGGAUCAUCCCACGACAUGUGCUGUUGGCAAUCUGCAACGACGAGGAGCUCGGUAUCACGAUAUGA